CCGCCGCGGCUGUUUGCACUUGCCACUCGAUGUACUUGUACGCUGCCACGCGCACCAUGUCGGACGACGGGCACCACGUAUGCCAGCGAUGCAGCCAGCCCCUCCAACUCGCCCCCCUCUCCCCCGCCCACUACAGCCUCAUCUCCUCCUCCCUCCCCGACUCCCCCGCAUCCUCCAUCGACGACUGGCCCCCCUUUGAGAAACUCGCAGCGCUGCCUCCGUCAUCCAGGCAGUCGGCAAAGGUAUGGGCAGACGCUAAUCUGUCUACGCCCGGGGCCGGGUCCAGUAGGCAUGGCGGGCGGAGCGUCGCGGAGAGCUUUAUCCUCUUAUCCGACUCGGCCCUAUAUCCCAAGCCUUCUCCAAGUCCGUCUAUCCAGAACCCACCGCACGCAUCGCAUCUGUCUGCACAGCUGCACUCCAUUCUCUCUGGUAAUACGCCGAUAGCCCACCCGCUGUGCACAGAGUGUACCGCCUCUCUGACCGCCGAGUUUCAGAAGAAGGCGGAAGAGCUGGGCAAAGAGCGGGACGCCUAUAUAGGCUUUGAACAGGGGAUAUUGCGGAACCGUGAAAAGCUAAAGAGCAAGGCGCCGAGCAAGGGUAGACACGGUCUGGGCGGGCACGACGUCGAAGGCACAGAUGCAGAAUGGGCCGCCCUCACCCGGCGCAAGAAGGAGCUGCAAGACGAGGAGAAACAGCUAAAGGCAAUUCUCAAAAGCAAGGAGAAGGAGCUCGAUGUUGCCGAACACGAAGAAGAGCUGGCCAAGGCAGAAGAAGAACAAGUCGAGAGGGAAGAGAACGACUUUCUCCUCUCCCACUCUGCCCUCUCGAACCAUCUCUCUCAUCUCACCUCAUCCCUCAAUACCGCCCAAACAUCCCUCCUCCUCUCUCGUACCCUCCUAGCGCACCUGGAGUCGACCAACGUCUACAACGACGCGUUCCAGAUAGGCCAUGUGCCUCUAUCACCGUCUUCGUCGUCGAAUGUGACGGUGGGGACCAUCAAUGGGCUUCGUCUAGGCGGCAGGCCGGUGGUAGAGUGGGAAGAGAUCAAUGCGGCUUGGGGUCUCGUUGCUCUGUGCUUGCAUAGGAUCGCCGACAAGGUCGAGUGUGUUUUUGAUACAUACAAAGUAGUGCCACUCGGAUCAUACUCUCGUAUAGAAGAACUGCCCCCUUCCAAAUCUUCCUAUGAGCUCUAUGCGUCCUCCGACAUUACUCCCGCCCGUAUUCUCCAGAACCGCCGAUUCAACCACGCCAUGAUGGCUUUCCUGGACUGUCUCAGGCAGUUGAUAGAGUUCGGCAAGAAGCAGAACAAGGCCUGGGCGAUGGGUAAUAUCGAGUACGUCCGAAACUCCACUCGUGAUCCCAAACUGACGGGAAGCAGGAUCCACAAGGACAAGAUAUCCAACCACUCUAUCCGCCUACCUGGAAUAUCAUCCAUGCCCCUCGGCCUUCCGUCCAUGUCCAUCAUGGGCCUUGGAGUAGGCGAUGCGUCUGCCAAAGACAAGAGCUCUGCUAGUGAUGCCACGGCUGAAGAAGCCUGGACAUGCGCGUGCCGCACAGUCCUGGGCGUACUGAAACGAAUCCUGGUCAUGGAGAGUGAAGCGGAUAGAGGCGCCAUGGGAGCGUAACCUUUGUAUUGUACAUGCAAUGAGUGUAUGAGAU
Messenger RNA from Cryptococcus amylolentus CBS 6039, 1659 nucleotides. RefSeq lists its product as hypothetical. The record is from RefSeq and is a predicted model, not a curated record. Gene Ontology annotation, biological process: autophagy; autophagosome assembly; cellular response to nitrogen starvation. Gene Ontology annotation, cellular component: phagophore assembly site; phosphatidylinositol 3-kinase complex, class III, type I; phosphatidylinositol 3-kinase complex, class III, type II. Bases 30 to 1625 code for a protein of 531 amino acids. The transcript has 3 exons. Lineage: Eukaryota; Fungi; Basidiomycota; Tremellomycetes; Tremellales; Cryptococcaceae.